This is a messenger RNA of Anisakis simplex (herring worm), 409 nucleotides long. NCBI's taxonomy places the organism in Eukaryota, Metazoa, Nematoda, Chromadorea, Rhabditida, Anisakidae. The record is from the annotation of a GenBank genome assembly.
UGAUCAACGAAUAACACAAGAUAUCGAGAAGAUGUGUUAUCAACUCGCGAUAAAUAUUCUCCCGAGCACGUUAAUAGGACCGCUGGUGAUUGGGUGGUAUACGUGGAAGACGUGGGAGAGUUCGGGUUAUUUGGGUGUUGGAAUAAUCUACGGAUAUUUUUUGUUGGGAACGGUGGUGAAUAAGGUGCUGCUGAGUCCGAUAGCGAAAUGGAGUGCGAGGGUGGAGAGGAGCGAGGGGGAUUUCAGGUAUAAGCACGUUUCGAUACGAAAUAACGCAGAAUCGGUGGCGUUGUAUAAUGCCGAGGGAUUCGAGGCAGAGCAAUGCCGCAGUCUAUUUAAUGAGCUGUUGGGGAGGCAGAUGGCAUUCAUGAAUUGGAAGUUGCCGAAUUUAUGUGGGUUAUUUGUUUAU